CCCGGUAACCAAGGAAAUUAGAAAAAGUCGCCGCCAUGCCGACCAGGAUAUCGCCGUUAGAUCCCGCCCCAGGGGGGACUCCGCCCACCAUCCGAGUGGCUCCGCCCAUUACUGCCCUGCAGGAGAUUAGGGAGGGGCCAAGGGAGUACAGGUCACAGAGGGGGGGAGGAGCUGGUGUCCUCUUCAACAUCAACAACAGCAACAACAACGAAGAAGAGGAGGAGGAGGAGGAGAAAAGGAAGAAACGAGAAGAAAGGAAGGAAAAGAAAGAAGGAAAAGAGAAGAGAAAGAAAGAAAGACAAGAGAAAAGGGAGAGGAAAGAGAAGCGACAGAAAGAGAAGGAAGAGAAGGAAAAGGAGAAAGAAAAAAAGAAGGAACAGGAGAAAGAGAAAGAAAAGGAGAAGGAAGCCCCUAAGGAGAUUAAAGUCAUUGAUCCAGCUGGUAAUACCUACUACCACUGGCUCGCUAUCAUCACAUUGCCUGUUAUGUACAACUGGACGCUGAUCAUAGCAAGGGCAUCUUUUGAAGAGUUACAGACGGACUACCUUAUGCUCUGGAUCUUUCUGGACUACUCAUCUGACCUUCUCUACAUUGCUGACAUGAUCUUCAGAACACGAACAGGAUUCCUGGAGCAGGGUCUGCUGGUGAAGGAUGAGAAGAAGCUACGGGACCGCUACAUCAACAGCCUCCAGUUCAAGCUGGACCUGGCCACCAUCGUCCCCACCGAUGUCUUCUACGCCUACUUCGGCAUCAACUACCCUGAGAUACGCCUCAACAGGCUGUUCCGGUUCAACCGGAUGCUGGAGUUCUUCCAGAGAACCGAGACGAGAACCAACUUCCCCAACCUGCUGCGGAUCUCCAACCUGGUCAUGUACAUCGUCAUCAUCAUCCACUGGAACGCCUGCCUCUACUACUCCGUCUCCAAGGCCAUUGGCUUUGGUUCUGACAGGUUUGUGUAUCCGGAUCCAAUUAACCCAGAGUUUGGCCGGCUGGUCAGGAAGUACGCCUACAGUAUGUACUGGUCCACCCUGACACUCACCACCAUCGGUGAAACACCGCCCCCUGUCGAGAACUCUGAAUACUUCUUUGUGGUCACAGACUUCCUGGUGGGAGUGUUGAUCUUCGCUACCAUCGUUGGUAACGUCGGCUCCAUGAUCACCAACAUGAACGCUGCGAGGGCCAACUUCCAGGCCCGCAUUGACGCCAUAAAACAGUACAUGACCUUCAGAAAGGUGACGGUAGACCUUGAGAAGCGUGUGAUCAAGUGGUUUGACUACCUGUGGACCAAUAAGAAAGCUGUGGACGAGAGGGAGGUGUUGAAGUUCCUCCCAGACAAACUCAGAGCUGAGAUAGCUAUCAACGUUCACCUGGACACCCUCAAAAAGGUGAAGAUCUUUGCAGACUGUGAGGCCGGUCUUCUGGUGGAGCUGGUGCUGAAGCUGCAGCCCCAGGUGUACAGCCCCGGAGACUACAUCUGUAAGAAGGGCGACAUCGGCAGGGAGAUGUACAUCAUCAAGGAGGGGAAACUGGCCGUGGUCGCGGACGACGGCAUCAAACAGUUUGUCGUCCUCAGUGACGGCAGCUACUUUGGAGAGAUCAGUAUUCUGGCCAUCAAAGGGAGUAAGGCGGGGAACCGGCGUACGGCCAACAUCAGGAGCAUCGGCUACUCGGACCUCUUCUGCCUGUCCAAGGACGACCUGAUGGAGGCCCUGACGGAGUACCCCGACGCCAAAGCCAUGCUGGAGGAGAAGGGACGGCAGAUCCUGAUGAAGGACAACCUACUGGACCUGGAGGUGGCAGCCCAGGGCCCGGACCCCAAAGAGAUGGAGGACAAGGUGGACCGCAUGACCUUGAACCUGGACGCGCUGCAGACCCGCUACGCUAAGCUGCUGGCGGAGCACGAGGCAGGCCAGGGCAAGCUGAAGCACCGACUCACACGGCUGGAGAAGAAGAUGGUCCCGCCCACACUGCCCCCGGGGCCCCCCCCACCGUCGUCUUAG
This is a messenger RNA of Gadus chalcogrammus (walleye pollock), 2000 nucleotides long. RefSeq names its product cyclic nucleotide gated channel subunit alpha 1b (gene cnga1b). Gene Ontology annotation, molecular function: intracellularly cGMP-activated cation channel activity; protein-containing complex binding; intracellularly cAMP-activated cation channel activity. Gene Ontology annotation, cellular component: intracellular cyclic nucleotide activated cation channel complex; plasma membrane. Gene Ontology annotation, biological process: monoatomic cation transmembrane transport. The transcript has 15 exons. The coding region runs from base 36 to 2000 and encodes 654 amino acids. The record is from RefSeq and is a predicted model, not a curated record. Lineage: Eukaryota; Metazoa; Chordata; Actinopteri; Gadiformes; Gadidae.